This is a messenger RNA of Verticillium nonalfalfae, 6036 nucleotides long. RefSeq lists its product as uncharacterized. Gene Ontology annotation, biological process: oligosaccharide metabolic process; protein N-linked glycosylation; small GTPase-mediated signal transduction. Gene Ontology annotation, cellular component: endoplasmic reticulum membrane. The record is from RefSeq and is a predicted model, not a curated record. Gene Ontology annotation, molecular function: guanyl-nucleotide exchange factor activity; Glc3Man9GlcNAc2 oligosaccharide glucosidase activity. Bases 1 to 6036 code for a protein of 2011 amino acids. The transcript is spliced from 14 exons. Lineage: Eukaryota; Fungi; Ascomycota; Sordariomycetes; Glomerellales; Plectosphaerellaceae.
AUGGCCCACCAUCGUCAAGGAACCCGCCAGACUCACAGGAGUUCAGAAGGCGCCGGCUUUCCUCCGCGGUCCUCCUCACGCCUCGACCGCGAAGCCGCCCACCGAUCCGCCCCCGCCGCUCCUCCCUCGCGACCCGCCGCUGCGCCCCCUGCUGUCGAUCCCGUCGCACCUCGUCCCAGAGACCGCUCUGUCCUCGCAGCCGACGUCCCCGACAGCUACCGCGACUCCUUCACAUCAAUCGUUGACGAUCCCUUCUUCCAGCGAUUUGACGACCACAACAUACGCGACCUGCAGCUGUUCGAAUCCGACCCAUCCUCUCACGACGCGACCCCGAUCCGCGAUGACGACUCUGAUGACCAGCGCUGGCCGCCACCUCGAAGAGAGUCCCUAACUAUCGGACACACACCUCAUUGGCAACCAAACUCAGCCAAUAUGGAUAGUCUCAACAUAGCAAUCAUCGGUGCCACUGGCGUCGGCAAAUCUUCCUAUAUCCAGCGCGUUCUCGGCCUCUCGCGCCCUCCAAUCUCCAAUGCCUCGAGCGUCCGCCUCGUCGUCGAUAACAUGACCUUUGGCGUCACACUGCUCGAGCUUGAUCUUGAAUACUUCGACAUGAGCCCGGCCCAUCCCAUACAAUGGCCAAAACAGAUCAACGGUCACAUCGUGCCUCGCGUCGAUGGCGCGCUAAUAUUAUAUGAUGUUACCAAGGGGGAAACAAUGAAGGAACUCCCCGAAACUAUCGCUGCUUUGACCAAAGCCGGCCUUCCGGCCGUCCUCGUCGCCAACAAAUGUGACCCUGGCAACGUUCGCCAGGUCGACACGCAGCUCGUUGCCAAUCAUGACUUGUUCAAAUCAUGCGUUGCUACCUACAACCUUUCCUCCAACGCGCCCGAAAGAGCACGAGCCUGCCUGCACACAGUGGUCAAGGCGGCAGUCGCCAACCGCAAGGAUCCUCAAGGGGCUGAGCCGGCAGCGUCGCGUCGGCGCGCGGCAUCCACUGCUAAUCUCGACACACUCGACGCACCCACCAAUCGACCCCUCAGCCAGCAGAGCAAACACAGCCGCGCAAGCUCGGAUCUGUCCCUGCUGCGUGGUGCGCCUAUCGACCAGUACCGACCAUCGUCCCGAAGCCCCCGACUGGCCGCUUUCAACAAUGCCCAACCGGGCGCCUCGACCUUCGCAGCAGAGCCUUCUGGCGACGAAUUCAAUCAAUCCGUCUCGAGUAUGCUCCGGACGCCUGGAAUUCGACUAGACCGAGCGCCGAACGACUCCUUCUUGGACAUGGACGAAUCAGACGCCGAAUCACGCAACAGCCCCGAUGACAUACCCAUCCUGCAACGCAAUGACGAGGCUCUCUCUGAUAAGCCUGCCAAGGCUGCCGCCGGCGUGUCAUUUGGUGAGCUCGUCGAUCGGCUGAUCUCGUUGAAGAUGUCGAGAGCCGAUCACAACUUUCUCGAGGUGUUCCUAUGCCUCUACCGGAAGUUUGCCGCCCCAGGCGAGCUCUUCUCAUCUAUACUGAUUAGGCUCGACCGCGUUCGGGACGACAAGACGGCGCACCACCUGACCAAGACAGCCACUCAGCUUCGCAUUAUUGAGGUUGUGGCUCGAUGGGUAUCUUUGUAUCCAGGGGAUUUCGCCCGUCCUGCCACGCGACGGAAUCUGGAGGAUUUCAUACGCCAUCUCUCCACAGAACCCAUAUUCUGCAUUGCAGCGCGGCAGAUCCGCCAGCAUCUCGAACAUAGCGUGGUGGAAGACGAUGACACCGGUUGGGCCAAGUCAGAUGACGUCGCUGACAAGGCGGCCAGUCGGGUUUUGUCCAAGGAAGCGUCACGCUCCAUGUCGGACAUCUCUGUCGGCGUGAGCAGCUUGUAUCUGGACGACGACAAGAUGGGCGACGACAGACCAUCUGGCAGUUCCGACAUCUUGCAGGUCGACAGGGUCAACAGCUUUGUUUCUUUGCAGUCCUUCGAUGACUAUGAGAGGGAGGCUGCCACCAUGGAACCGACUGACGUCUUGCCCAUGAACAAGUUCCGCUAUCAUAUUUUUAUGGACAUUCCCGAAGACGACAUAGCCGAAGAAAUGACGCGGAUUGAUUGGGUCAUGUUCUCGUCAAUUCGCAUUCGAGAUUUCGUCCGGCACGUCAGCCUGCCAAUUGACCAGCGCGCCAAGUGCAAGAGCUUGAAGAACGUGAAUCGCAUGAUCAACCACUUCAACCAUGUAGCAAAAUGGGCAGCAAACUUGAUCCUGCUGAGAGACAAGCCAAAGCACCGAGCACAGAUGCUAGAAAAGUUCAUGGCUGUUGCGGGCAAGCUCCGACGCAUGAACAACUACAGCGGCUUGGCAGCGGUAUUGGCUGGCAUCAACGGAACUGCAGUGCAUCGGCUGGCACAGACCUGGGCGCUGGUGCCGCCGGACAGGAAGCGGGCGUUUGCUAAGUUGGGCAUCCUCAUGGGCACGCAGAAGAGUCACUUUGCGUACAGACUGGCGUGGGAGAACUCACCACUACCCCGGAUCCCGUACAUCCCUCUGCAUCGUCGAGAUCUGGUCUCGGCUGAAGAAGGCAGCAAAACAUUUAUUGGCACGGACAGCGAUCGGAUCAACUGGAAAAAGUUCGAGGUUCUCGGCGAAAUCUUGCUGCCCAUCAUGAAGAGUCAGAGUACAGCCUACCCAAAUCUCACGAAGCUGGAAUCAGCUCGGGAGCUCAUCUUGGAUUGCCGCAUGCCCACAGACGAUGAAGAGAUUUACCAGCGCAGUGUGCAAGUGGAGAGCACAACAGGGGGGCCAUCGGACCUGUCGAAGAAGAAGUUUCCAUGGUUCGCCAACGAGCCGGUGAAGAGCACGGGCAGGCAAGGGUGGCAUGGGCACAUGGAACUUGCAGCCCACUGUAACGUCUCCAUCGAGGCUCUGCGGCUCUGGGAUGUGUCCAAACGGAAGGGCUGGCAGAAGCAAUACAUCAUGGUUGUGUUUGACGGCCACGAGUACCUGACCGAGGAGGAGAAGCGUCUCGGCCAGGACAGGAAGCGGGAGAAGUACUGGAAGAAAUGGGGUCCCUAUGUCGCGGAGCGCCAGUGGGCCACCGUGCGCGAGGAUUACAGCCCUGACGGCGAUGCUUGGAGUCACUUCAGCCACGAGCACUCGCGCUCCCGCGCCUACCGAUGGGGCGAGGACGGCAUCUCGGGUGUUUGUGAUACACAUGGCUUCCAGAACAUCGCAUUUGCGUUUUGGAACGAAGAGGAUGGUUUCCUCAAGGAGAGGCUGUUUGGUCUUUCAAACCCCCAGGGAAACCAUGGCGAAGGUGUCAAGGAGGCCCAUUUCCACGUCGACAACACGCCGCGCCGUAAAGCUCACACCUCACAGCACUCGUACAUGAAGUUCCUCUACAAAUACCCCCAGAAGAAGUUCCCCUACGAAGACCUUUUGGCUGAGAACGCCCGCCGCGGAAAGGCGGACAAUGAGUAUCAGAUUAUCGACACGGGUGUCUUUGACGAAGAUCGUUACUGGGACAUUUUUAUUGAGACGGCCAAGGAAUCAGAUGACCCCGACGAACUCCUCUUCCGAGUUACUGCCUGGAACAGAGGACCCGACCCGGCGCCCAUCCACAUUGUGCCGCACAUGUGGUUCCGCAACACCUGGGCUUGGGGCCGCGAGCCCGAGGACAAGAAGCCCUCUCUGGGCAUUCACGGCGAGAAUCAAGUCAAGUCCAAGCAUCACUCCCUCGGCGAGCGCUUCCUCUCCAUGUCGCCCUCUCCCGGCGUCGGCGCCAGUGGUGAGGAUGUUCUCCCGAAGAUGAUGUUCACCGAUAACGACACCAACUUUGAGACUCUGUACAAGCAAGAAAACAAGACUCCCUACGUCAAGGACGCCUUCCACAAGUACAUCGUCAAUGGCGAGAAGAAGGCCAUCAACCCCGCUCAGACCGGUACCAAAGCCGCCGCUUGGUUCAACUUCAACGAGGACGGCGGUGUCAACCCUGGCGAGUGCGCCGUGGUCCGUUUCCGAUUCUCCAAGAAGGACUUGCCCUACUUCGAUGAGGGUGAAUUCGACGAUGUUAUGGACCAGCGUGUGGCCGAUGCCGACGACUUCUACUACAGAAUCAGCCCGCUGCCCAUGGCUGAUGAUUUGCGCAACAUCCAGCGCCAAGCCUUCUCCGGCAUGAUGUGGACCAAGCAGCACUAUCUGUUCAUCUGGGACCAGUGGGCAAACGGCGAUCCUACGCAGCCGCCUCCCCCGCCUGGCCGGAAAGCCGUCAGAAACUCCCAGUGGAAACACAUGCACUGCGACGAUAUUCUCUCGAUGCCCGAUUCGUGGGAAUACCCGUUCUUCGCUGCUUGGGAUAGUGCCUUCCACUGUAUCCCGUUGGCUAUGAUCGAUCCCGACUUUGCGAAGAAGCAGCUCGAUCUCUUCACUCGCGAGUGGUACUGCCAUCCCAAUGGACAACUCCCUGCGUAUGAGUGGAACUUUGGUGAUGUGAACCCGCCUGUCCAUGCCUGGGCCACUUUCCGUACCUUCAAGAUUGAGCGUAAGCUGUACGGCCGUCAGGAUCUCGACUUCCUGGAGCGUGUCUUCCAGAAGCUGCUUCUGAACUUCACCUGGUGGGUGAACCGCAAGGAUUCCGAGGGCAAGAAUGUUUUUGAGGGAGGCUUCCUCGGCCUCGACAACAUCGGUCUGUUCAAUCGAUCUGAGCCUCUGCCGACAGGCGGUUCCCUCGAGCAGGCGGACAGUACUGGCUGGAUGGCGUUCUACUGCCUGAGCAUGCUGAACAUUGCCCUUGAGCUGGCGAAGCACAGGCGGACAUAUGAGGACAUUGCGUCCAAGUUCUUCGAGCACUUCAUCUUCAUCAGUGAUGCCAUGACUUUCAGGACAGGCGAUAAGGACGAGAAGUCGCUCUGGAACGAUGAAGAUGGUUUCUACUACGAUGCCAUCUCAUGGGGUGGUCCCUGGAUUCAGCAACUGCCGGUUCGCUCGCUCGUCGGUCUCAUCCCCCUUUACGCAACGAUGACGUUGGAGCCGGAGCUCAUUAACAAACUCCCAUCUUUCAAGAAGCGUGUCGAUUGGUUCAUCGAGAAUCGUCCCGACAUGGCGGAGCGGAACAUGGCCAGUUUGCAAAAGCGUGGCAAGGGCAACAGGAUCCUUCUGUCGAUUGUUAGCAAGGACAGGUUGGAGAAGAUUCUCCACCGCAUGCUUGAUGAGGACGAGUUUUUCAGCGAGCACGGCAUCCGCUCCCUGUCCAAAUACCACAAGGAGAACCCCUUCUCCAUGGACGUCAACGGACAGAAGUUCUCUGUCGGCUACGUCCCUGGCGACUCCGACAGUGGUCUCUUUGGUGGCAACAGUAACUGGAGAGGCCCUAUCUGGCUCUGCGUCAACUUCUUGCUUGUCGAGUCGCUGCAGCGUUUCUUCCUCUUCUAUGGCCACGAGUUCCAGGUUGAGUGUCCCACCGGUAGCGGUGACUUCAUGCAUCUGGGUCACGUCUCUGAGGAGAUCCAACAUCGUCUGCAGCAUCUCAUGACCCGCAACGACGAUGGCCGCAGAAGCAUCAAUGACGGCAAUGACACGCUAGACUUUGAUCCCCACUGGAGGGACUACCUUUGGUUCUACGAGUUCUUUGAUGGUGACUCUGGCCGCGGCCUCGGAGCUACGCACCAGUGUGGCUGGACUGGACUGAUGGCGCGCAUGAUUCACGACACAGGAACCAACUGCCGUCUGCCUCACACCCCACGCACCCCCUCUGUGGGCAUGGCGCACUACUUUGAUGACGUUUUCACACGGAACACAGGCCGUCGCGGAUCUGUGCAUUCGAUUCGUGGUAUUCGCCGAUCCUCUACGGCACGAUCUAUUGACGCAAGGAGUGACUUUGACAACGAUAUCAAUGGCGACGACUCUCUCGGCAACUCGACUCAUGACCUCGAACGUGAGCGUGAAACGGCUGAGGCCGACCAGCACAUGCACCAGUACAUCAACAGCCAGCUGGAGCGGUUCCGUGACGACAAGGGAGGAGCCACCGACUCGCAGCAUGAUGAGUAUGAGGCAACUCCCUGA